GUAUCUUUAUUAUUAAAAAAAAAAUGUUUUUACUUUCCGUAUAAAUAAACCUCCAUGGAUUUUACAUUGAAAUUUUAUGCGCUAUAAAAAUAACAAUGGAUAUUAUAACAUUUCUCUCCUAAAUGUAAUACUUUAUAUGUUUCUUUGGACCAGUGGGAGAAGUUCAUGUGUAUAAAGUGGCUCUGCUUUAAAAGUAAUUUCAAAAAAGCGCAAUGAACCGAAAUGCAAUCUUAAAGCUUUAUAAGGACAUAUUAAAGUACGGACAAAAUUUGAAAUUUACAGAUAAGAAAUAUUUUCGAUAUAGAAUACGUGAAGUUUUCAAGACUAAUAAAAAUCUAACUGACGAGACAGCCAUAGAUUUUCAUUUUAAGAAAGGAUUGAAAUUCUUAGAAGCUCGGAAAGUGGUAUAGAUUAUAUCUCAAUUGUCAAUAAAUUUAAUGUAAAAAUAAAACACUAUGUUGGCAAGAUUGUUACCCAUGUAUUUAAAGACUCACAGUAGAAUCCAUCUAAUGCUCACCUGCAA
Molecule: messenger RNA, 523 nt
Organism: Harpegnathos saltator (Jerdon's jumping ant)
Lineage: Eukaryota; Metazoa; Arthropoda; Insecta; Hymenoptera; Formicidae
Product: MIEF1 upstream open reading frame protein
Exons: 3
Coding region: 213-410 (65 amino acids)
Source: RefSeq, a predicted model, not a curated record